GCAUAUAUAUAAUUAUAAACCCACCAAGUGUCUGUGACUAUAUCUAUAUAUAAUUUCUCACUCCUGCGAUUCAAAUUCAGCACCAAUUCAUGGAGAAGAACCCUCUUCUUUUCUCUGCAAAGCUCCUCAAACUCGCCUUCUUCACAGUGGUGGUGGUGAGCUUCCGUGGCCUCAGCCAUGGCCACCCACUUGACCAAGCUGGAGCUCUGAAGGCUUUAUGGAAGGCUAAAAGAGGAAAUAAUGCUGUGGACGACGAGUGGGUGGUGCCAAGCUUGAGCGUCGACCGUCACCGGACGUCUGCCGGCGGCGGAAAGAAGAAGGAUGAUCUCAUCGCAGGUGGGCUGCCUGGUCAGCCAGCAUCAUUUGCAAGCUCCAACAGGUUCAAGCAAUAUGCAGGUUAUGUAUCUGUGGAUGAAGUCAACGGCAGAAGCCUCUUCUACUAUUUCGCUGAGGCUGUUCAUCUUCCUUCUUCUAAGCCUCUUGUUCUCUGGCUAAAUGGAGGGCCAGGCUGUUCAUCACUAGGGGCGGGUGCCAUGCUAGAGCUGGGACCUUUUGGUGUAAAUUCAAAUGGUAAAACGCUUUAUCCAAGGCGCCAUUCUUGGAACAAAGUUGCAAAUAUGUUGUUUUUGGAGUCCCCAGCUGGGGUUGGAUUUUCUUACUCCAACACCACCUCGGAUUACCAGAAAUCUGGAGAUAAAAGAACAGCUGAAGAUGCAUACACUUUCCUGACCAAUUGGUUCAAAAGAUACCCAGAAUACAAGUCUCGAGACUUCUACAUAGCAGGAGAAAGCUAUGCAGGAUUUUACAUUCCAGAGCUUGCAGACACCAUUGUAAAGAGAAACAAAGAGGCAGACCCCUCCUUGGUGAUCAAACUCAAAGGAAUAAUGAUAGGAAAUGGGAUAAUGAACUUUGAAACUGAUGAUAGAGGGAUGUUUGAUUACCUUUGGACCCACGCAUUGAUUUCGGACGAGACUCAUCGCGGACUUAUAGAACACUGUAUGAAAUUCAAUGGCCAAAAAUGCGUUGAUGUUGCGGAAAGGGCUGCGAAAGAGGUUGGAGAUAUUGAUGCAUACAAUAUCUAUGCCCCAUUGUGUUUUAAUGCGUCAAUGUCAUCAAGAAACCCGAGAGGCUCUGGAGGUUACGAUCCAUGUGAAAUCAAUUAUGUUCACAGUUAUCUCAAUCUUCCUCAAGUUCAGAAAGCUUUGCAUGCCAACAGAACCAAUCUGCCCUAUCCAUGGCAGCUUUGCAGUGCCAUCAUAGGUUGGAACGACAGCCCGUCAACUAUGUUCCCCAUAUACAGAAGGCUGAUCGAUUCUGGUCUUCGAAUACUUCUUUACAGUGGCGAUGUGGAUGCAGUGGUUCCAGUGUCUGGCACUCGAUACUCCAUCGAUGCCUUAAAUCUUACAGUGGUUAAGCCUUGGUCUCCUUGGACAGAUGCUGGCGGAGAAGUGGGAGGAUAUCAAGUGGCUUACAAUGGACUGAAUUUCGCAACAGUUCGAGGUGCUGGCCAUCAAGUUCCAAGGUUUCAGCCGAGCAGAGCCUUGUCCCUUUUUAAGAUGUUUUUAGCAGAUCCAACAGUGCCAAGUUUGAGCGCCGACCAUCACCGGCCGUCUUCCAAUUCCAACUGUGGAAAGAAGGAGAAUGAUCUCAUCAGAGGUGGGCUGCCUGGCCAGCCGCCAUUGGCAGGCUCCAACAUGUUCAAGCAAUAUGCAGGCUACGUGACCGUGGAUGAAGCCAAUGGCAGAAGCCUCUUCUACUAUUUUGCUGAGGUAGUUCAAUGUCCUUCUUCUAAGCCUCUUGUUCUCUGGCUAAAUGGAGAAAUUGCAAGACGUUCAAGACUUCCUGAAGGUGCCACAGAUGGAUCUGAAGAGUCGUCAGAUGAGUUUACCAAGCUUGCUUUAUUAUUAAGAGGAACAGAUCAAGCCCUGGGUGAUACUAGUGAGGCUAUGAUUCUUUUAAACUCAUUGCCUGAAGAAUAUAAUGUAGUCAAGCAUGCUCUUCAAUAUACUGGAAUUGUACCUAGUUUAGACUUAGUCAUAUCUGAAAUUAAAGCUAGGGAACUUGAAUUAAAUGCAUUUAAGAAGCCUUCUAAUAACUUGUUUGUGAAAGGCAAAUUUGAAAAGAAAAACAACCCAGGUAAUGGAGAUCAAUCUAGGGGUUUGGGGAAUAAGGGUAAAAAUAAAGAAAAGAAGGGCAAACAAAAACCUAAGUGGAAGUGCUAUCAUUGUGGGAAAGAGGGACAUAUUAAAAAUAUUGUUAUGAUCUUUUACGAAAACAGAAACAAGGAGGUAAUGCAACCAUUUAUAGCUGCUAGUAAUUCUAACACUUUAGCUGAAGUUCUGACUGUGUCUGAUGAAACUGUAACUAAUGAGUGGAUUAUGGACUCUGGGUGUUCUUUCCAUAUGUGUCCUAAUAUUGCAUGGUUUCAAAACUUUAGUGACAAAGACUCUAGCACUGUUUAUAUGGGCAAUAAUCAAUCAUGUAGUAUAAAAGGAAUAUGUGACAUAACCCUUAAAAUACAUGAUAACAAAGUCAGAGUGCUCACUAAGGUCAGAUAUGUGCCUGGUCUAAAACGAAAUUUAUUUUCACUUGGUACUCUGAAUGAAUUAGGCUAUUCUUAUAUUGCUGAAAAUGGUUUCAUGCAUGUGUUUAAAAAUAAUGACCUAAUCCUAACUGGUACCAAAAGGCAUGGCUUAUAUGUGUUAGAUGGUUGUUCUCUUUACCCUGUUCAUUCUGCAUGUAUUGUUAAAACUGAUAAGACAGAUCUCUGGCAUUUGAGACUUGGUCACAUGAGCCAGAAAGGUCUGCAGGCACUGUUUUCUCAAGGUUAUCUUGAUUCAGUGACUGCAGAGUCCCUAAACUUUUGUGAGCCUUGUACUCUUGGCAAGCAACACAAGCUGAGUUUCCAUAGAGGAACUCACCUGGCGAAGUAUGAUCUUGAAUUAGAACAGCUUGAUGUUAAAACUGCUUUCUUACAUGGAGAUUUAGAAAAACUUAUCUAUAUGGAACAACCUGUUGGUUAUGUUAACAAAGAAUAUCCUGAUCAUGUUUGUGAUCGAGAUUCAAGGAAGUCCACUAUAGCUUAUUACUUUACCCUAAGUGGUAAUUGUAUAAGCUGGAAGUCUCAGUUACAGCCCCUGGUGGCUCUGUCCUUUACUGGGGCUGAGUAUGUUGCUAUAACUGACGCUUUUAAGGAAGUCAUUUGGCUUCAAGAAUUUCUCACUCCUGCGAUUCAAAUUCAGCACCAAUUCAUGGAGAAGAAGCCUCAUCUCUUAUCUGCAAAGCUCCUCAGACUCGCCUUCUUCACAGUGGUGGUGGUGAGCUUCCGUGGCCUCAGCCAUGGCCACCCACUUGACCAAGCUGGAGCUCUGAAGGCUUUAUGGAAGGCUAAAAGAGGAAAUAAUGCUGUCGACGACGAGUGGGUGGCACCAAGCUUGAGCGCCGACCGUCACCGGACGUCUGCCGGCGGCGGAAAGAAGGAGGAUGAUCUCAUCGCAGGUGGGCUGCCUGGUCAGCCAGCAUCAUUUGCAAGCUCCAACAGGUUCAAGCAAUAUGCAGGUUAUGUAUCUGUGGAUGAAGUCAACGGCAGAAGCCUCUUCUACUAUUUCGCUGAGGCUGUUCAUCUUCCUUCUUCUAAGCCUCUUGUUCUCUGGCUAAAUGGAGGGCCAGGCUGUUCAUCACUAGGGGCAGGAGCCAUGCUAGAGCUGGGACCUUUUGGUGUAAAUUCAAAUGGUAAAACGCUUUAUCCAAGGCGCCAUUCUUGGAACAGAGUUGCAAAUAUGUUGUUUUUGGAGUCCCCAGCUGGGGUUGGAUUUUCUUACUCCAACACCACCUCGGAUUAUAAGAAAUCUGGAGAUAAAAGAACAGCUGAAGAUGCAUACACUUUCCUGAUCAAUUGGUUCAAAAGAUACCCAGAAUACAAGUCUCGAGACUUCUACAUAGCAGGAGAAAGCUAUGCAGGACAUUACAUUCCAGAGCUUGCAGACACCAUUGUGAAGAGAAACAAAGAGGCAGACCCCUCCUUGCUGAUCAAACUCAAAGGAAUAAUGAUAGGAAAUGGGAUAAUGAACUCUGAAACUGAUGAGAGAGGGGUGUUUGAUUACCUUUGGACCCACGCAUUGAUUUCGGACGAGACUCACCGCGGACUUAUAGAACACUGUAUGAAAUUCAAUGGCCAAAAAUGCGUUGAUGUUCUGGAAAGGGCUGGGAAAGAGGUUGGAGAUAUUGAUGUAUACAAUAUCUAUGCCCCAUUGUGUUCGAAUGCGUCAAUGUCAUCAAGAAACCCGAGAGGCUCCGGAGGUUAUGAUCCAUGUGAAAUCAAUUAUGUUCACAGUUAUCUCAAUCUUCCUCAAGUUCAGAAAGCUUUGCAUGCCAACAGAACCAAUCUGCCCUAUCCAUGGCAGCUUUGCAGUGCCAUCAUAGGUUGGAACGAUAGCCCGUCAACUAUGUUCCCCAUAUACAGAAGGCUGAUCGCUUCUGGUCUUCGAAUACUUCUUUACAGUGGCGAUGUGGAUGCAAUGGUUCCAGUGUCUAGCACUCGAUACUCCAUCGACGCCUUAAAUCUUACAGUGGUUAAGCCUUGGUCUCCUUGGACAGAUGCUGGCGGAGAAGUGGGAGGAUAUCAAGUGGCUUACAAUGGACUGAAUUUCGCUACAGUUCGAGGUGCUGGCCAUCUAGUUCCAACGUUUCAGCCGAGCAGAGCCUUGUCCCUAUUUAAGAUGUUUUUAGCAGCACAUUAGUGCUUUCAAGCUCCACUGAGAGCUUGAUUACUACUACUGUUAUGCUGAAAAGAUGAGAGAAAUUAUUCAAUCAGUUAAAAUAAGGGAUUCAAUUUUUGUUGAUUGUGA
Messenger RNA from Diospyros lotus (date-plum), 4847 nucleotides. RefSeq lists its product as uncharacterized. The record is from RefSeq and is a predicted model, not a curated record. Gene Ontology annotation, biological process: proteolysis. Gene Ontology annotation, cellular component: vacuole. The transcript is spliced from 23 exons. Gene Ontology annotation, molecular function: serine-type carboxypeptidase activity. Bases 90 to 4739 code for a protein of 1549 amino acids. Lineage: Eukaryota; Viridiplantae; Streptophyta; Magnoliopsida; Ericales; Ebenaceae.